This is a messenger RNA of Dibothriocephalus latus, 1209 nucleotides long. Lineage: Eukaryota; Metazoa; Platyhelminthes; Cestoda; Diphyllobothriidea; Diphyllobothriidae. The record is from the annotation of a GenBank genome assembly.
AUGACCCACCAGGAGACUCAGAUGUUUGAAGAUCAACCGGCGCUUAUACACUGCCUUCCCCAAUUAAACAAUCUUCGCGUGGCCGGGAAACUGGCCGAUUUGACGAUAGAGCUACAGAAUAACGUCAAGGUAAAUGCACACAGAGUUGUUUUUGCUUCCCGGAUGCCCUCCUUGUGUAAUGCCCUGUGUAAACCCCCUAGGACCGGCCAGGAUUUCAUGCUCAAGUGGCCACAAAUUUCUCCAGAAGUCGCUACAUCCUUCAUAGAUUACAUAUACACUGGCCAACUUGAAGUCCACGAAGCAAAUGCGGCUGGUCUGACUGUGCUGUCGCAGCAACUCGUACUCCCUCAAGUAGAAGAAUGGGCGGUCAGUUUUAUGGCCACCAGACUGGAUUCCGAAAACAUUGUAAAUAAGUGGCAGCUUGCAGAGCUUCUAAAAAGUGACAUGUUAAAAACUGCCUGCCUACAGCAUAUCAAGGCGACCUUUGAGGAUACAGUUCCUACUGAUUUUUUUAUCCAGCUACCAUCUGAAGCUGUCCUGUCUCUGUUGCGGGCAGACGACCUUCAAGCGGAAAGUGAAGAGAGUGUCCUAAAUGCCAUUCAAAGAUGGGUAAGCCCACUUGGUGAAGUGGAUGAAACACGAUUGGUGCACGCCGAGGCAAUGAUGAGGGAAGUGCGCUGGGGUCAGGUUGAUGGCGACUUCCGAUGUCAGCUACAGGACGAUGAUGAAGGUUUCUGGAAUAAAAAUCUGGGAUGUGCAUGGUAUGAACUGCCAAAUCUGAGACAGGCAAGGGGAUCCGCUGCCGCGGUUGCACUGCCAGACGGACGCGUGUUUGUGAUGGGCGGUUACGGAAGUCAAAACAACUCUUGGUGUACUCUCUCCUCAGUGGAGACAUGCCAUCUCCGGGAGCCAGCAGACUGGCAAGGGCCACGGAAAGCAUCGAACGUCUUCUGGAAGGAUGCUGCUGCCAUGCUUUAUUCACGUUCAGGUCACGAUGCGGUUGUAUUCAGAGGGAGAAUUUUCGUUGGUGGACGCCAGGGUUCAAGAACAGUCGAUAUUUUCACCCCGCCUGACAACAAGCGACCGUUGGGACAAUGGACUCACCUUACUAACUCGGAUACAAAAAGCCCAACAACCGCUCUGGCUGUUUGUCAGGAAAGACUCUUUUCUUUCGGUAAGUCCUCAGUCUUGCAUCCUGCAACUGGUUGA